Prosopis cineraria is the source of this 749-nucleotide messenger RNA. RefSeq lists its product as uncharacterized. The record is from RefSeq and is a predicted model, not a curated record. Lineage: Eukaryota; Viridiplantae; Streptophyta; Magnoliopsida; Fabales; Fabaceae. The transcript has 3 exons. The coding region runs from base 261 to 548 and encodes 95 amino acids.
UUUCCCCCGCAAAUUAACCAAACAGGGAAGAACAAAAGGACGUGUGUUUGGAAGUGAGAACCGCAUAGAAGCUAAUUGCCAAAUGAGGAUAGACAAGUCCAGAUAACAAGGAGAGACACGCGCAGCCGGCAAACAGAAUUGAGAAAUCCUUGUAUAAGCCGGAGAGACCACCCACGAGGCAACCAAAGAUAUUGAAGACGAACGAAGAAGAAGAAGGAACAUGGAGUCUCAGUCUCAGACUCUCAGGUUCCCCUAACUCCAUGUUACUUACUCCUCUUCUAUCAAUUCAAACCUUACCCACUGAAAACUUAUGGGAAGUCACGCCUGAAGGCAACUCAGUAGACGUGUCCUGCAAAUGUGGAGAGGGUUGGACGUGUGUUGUAACCAAGACCUCAGGUCCUGAUGCCGGCAAAUCCAUUGAAUGUGGUGAAAAUUGCUCCCCGACGAUCGAGGGGGAAAAGGUGUGCAAAGAGGAGUUGAAGGAGGCUGGUGAUACAGCGUGCUGCAAAUGUGGUGAAGGUUGGAGCUGUGUCAUUUCCAGAGACUGAACUCAAUGUAAUGCUCUGCCCCAUGCACCACUUUACUCUGUUGAUGCCAAAUAAACUCCGUUCAUAUACAUAAUAAACGAUUUGUAUUAUUACCUCUUGUCAUGGUGUGGUUUAUGUAAUAUGCUUUCUCCUCAUGAUUGUUCUCUUUUGUCCUUCCUUGAUAAAAAUUUUCAGUCAAUAAUUUCAAUGGAUUUUGUUGUA